AUGUCUUCACGAUUGGGUUUGAUUCCAGAAGCAGCAGCCCGCCUCACCCAAGCCCCGCCACUCCCGUCGCAUCACAAGCCCAUGGUGGUUUCAGCUACCAGCAAAGGUUUUGCACGACCGCAUCUACAACUACGCUCAGCACUGACCGACCUCGCACCCUUAGACCCCGAGCAUGAAGCCUUCUCCCCUGAUCCGAACCCGGGGACGCGCAUCAUGGUGGAGGUGCGGGAUAUGGAUGGGGUGUCGUCGCUUGGUUGUUUGUGUUCCCCUCAUCUCUUCAGCUUUCUCACUGUAUUGAAGGUGCUCCUGACCUUGGUGAUGAUGGACGACGUCUCUUCGCAUCUGGACAAGGCGGCCUGCACAGCAAGCACGGCGGGACUAUGGUCGAGCUUUGCACGGAAAUCCCAUUUCAAACAAUAUGGCCUGGGCUUCCAAAAGCGGAAACGCUUUCAUGCUUUCACGCUUUCAAAAGCGGUGAAAGCGGCUAAAGCCGGACUUGUAAUUUUACUGAUGCUGGACAGCGUUCCCGGACUACCUCCAGUAGGGCGAACACAAACAAUUGUGCGGCCUCAACUCCCUGCGCGGCAGCCGCGACUCCAUGAUUUGCUUGCCCCACAACCAUAUACGCAAUCCAGCGGCGUUAAGUUUUCAGAACAUCCCGUGCCCGCACAAGCUCAGCGACCAAUUUUGCAACCACGACCUGUAUACGCCUGGCAUUUACAACCUCAAGACUCGCAUGCCUCACAGGCAUAUACAUGGCGCAGUGGUGUUAAACAUUCCGUGCCCUCACCAAUUGUGCCCCGACCUGCAGCCGCCCCGUUGCAACUCCAAUAUUUGCGUGCCUCACAAGCAUAUACACGACUCAGCAGAGUUGAAGUUUCAAAACAUCCCGUGCAUGCUCAAGCUCAGCUUCCGCGACAUUCACCUGGUCCAUCACAAAUGAUACGGUCAAGUUUGAUUACACAAUCAUUGCGCGUCCCACCACCUCGCCAGUUACGACCUUACUUUGACGCGUUGUACAGCGACGAGGAAGGUUAUGUAAGUGACAGUGAAAGAGGGUGGCCUCGUCAGGAGGAGACACUAAGUCGACGAGUUACAGCAAGACGGAGGUUAUUUGACAGGAGGAAGAAAAGAAAGCAGCUGGAAAAGGAGGAGAAGUUGAGAACGAAAGCGGAGGGAGGCGAUUACGGGACAGAUGAGGCCGACGACGAGAAGGAGGAGAGGCGUGGAAGGGGCAGGAAGAGGAAGAGACCGGGAAGAAGGGAGGGUGGCUCAAAGAGAAAACAGGCGGAAGACACGAGACAAGGUUUCCAGGACUGGAAUUCAAGUGAUUGCUUCGGCCACAUUUACUGCGACGGCCUAUCGACGACCAAUCCCAUAUCUGCUGCUCUGCUGCAGCGUGCGCCACUCCCAGAUGACUCUGUCCCUCAUUCCGAAAGCAUUCAAGAACGCCUAUGUCGACUUGAUAAAAUGGACCUGUCCGAGUCCCGCAUUUUGCUUCUCGAAAAGAUUCAUCAAGAAAUGUGGGCCGAGUUGCCAACCAUCAGGUUGAUCAAGUGGGAUGACCUCCCGUGGCCAGUAUUUGUUCGGACGACUUGCCCAAAGGAUUUGAUGUUUUACCGAAUCGUUUCAUAUUCGUUACAGGUUUCGAGCGGAAUGGAUAUCAAGGAAGCGCUCGUGAAUUCUAACCGGCUGCAGUGGGCUCAACAACGUCUUCGAAUUCUUCUCGGAUGCUGGGGACAACCUGGUUUGCAAAAGAAACUUAAAAACUCUCCAGACAAGACUAUGAUACAAGGUGUAAAUACUGUUACGAAUCAUCUCGAAAACGUUCUCGAUUUUGUGAACAUGCAUCAAAUCGACGAAACGCAUCAUACGGAUUUGACUGCAAUCAUUUCUCAAACGUUUCUCAAACACUUUGGUGAAAAUCUGGCUAGGAUUCUUACAGACACAUCAGACAACUCUGGUUAUAAGUCUCUGCUCAGGUUAGAGGGCGAUAGUGCUCAGAAGAUGCUGAAUUUUCUGCAAACGCUAGUUUCUUUGCCGAGGAACGAUAUUCUAGGAGCCCUUCUGCGACUUUCAAAAUUAUCGAAGUUGUAUCCUGAAUGCUUGACUAUAACGGAUCUUGAACGGAACAACGACGUGUUAGACUCGGGACGCUUUGGUGAGAUCUAUAAAGGUCGUUCCCGCAACCAGGUCAUUUGCUUGAAAGUUAUCAAAGUAACUCGGAAGACACAAAUCAAGCAUCUACUGAAAGCUUUUUUUAAAGAGGCCCUACUCUGGGGGCAUUUGUCGCAUCCAAAUAUCCUCCCUUUCUACGGAAUUUAUCAUCUAGAAGAUGCACAUGGAAGAAUCUCCUUCGUAUCUCCAUGGAUGGAAAAUGGAAACAUAACUGAGUAUCUCAAGAGACAUCCCCUCGCGAACCGUUUACUUCUGAUAUGGGAUAUCAUAUUAGGGAUUCAAUUCCUCCAUCAGAAUCAAGUCAUACACGGGGAUCUCAAAGGGCUCAAUGUACUUGUGAAUCGUAGUGGACGCAGUUGUCUCGCUGACUUCGGAUUGGCCAACCUGGUUGACGAAGAUAUCCUCCGUUGGACUUCAAUUCAGAGUACAGGACAUCAGAGCGGUGGGACAUUGCGAUGGCAGGCACCAGAGUUGAUUAACCCACCUUCUGACGAAUCGGCCAAGGCGACGCCAGCCAGUGAUAUUUAUUCUUUCGCAUGCGUCUGUUAUGAAUUCCCCCGCGACUGUACCGUCAUGAUGAAAGUGCUUGAAGGCUCUCGGCCACCUCGUCCAGCCGACACAAGCACCUUGUCUGACGAAAUUUGGAAGUUGAUCGAAAUGUGUUGGAAUCAAGAACCUCAAGACCGUCCCAGUGCGGAAUUGGUUAUAGAACAACUUCCUCUUGCAGGCAUUGUGGAUGAUAGGCCAAGUGGUGGUGACCACUUGGCUCCCCCCGACUUUCGCGCCGGUGGCCCCAAAAACUUGGGUGUGGUAUUCAAUCCAGCAGUUGAUAUCAUCCUCUCUUCUGUUCUCAGGUCUACUCCGACAAAUGAAGUUGAACCGCAUGCUAUAUAA
This is a messenger RNA of Laccaria bicolor S238N-H82, 3072 nucleotides long. RefSeq lists its product as uncharacterized. The record is from RefSeq and is a predicted model, not a curated record. The transcript has 13 exons. Gene Ontology annotation, molecular function: ATP binding; protein kinase activity. Lineage: Eukaryota; Fungi; Basidiomycota; Agaricomycetes; Agaricales; Hydnangiaceae. Bases 1 to 3072 code for a protein of 1023 amino acids. Gene Ontology annotation, biological process: protein phosphorylation.